UUGACUUUCGAUGCGAGUCUCGCGGCACGUAUUAAGCGGCGAUUGAGAGAGAUAGGAGUAGGUAGAGGAACAAGAGAGAAAAAGAAGAGGAGCGAGUGAGCGAGAGGACGAGUGGGCGCGUGAGCGAGCGAGAGGGCGAGCGCGCGCGAGAAAGAGUGAGAGUGAGCCGCCGCGGUCGGAUAUGGCGGAGUAGCGGCGUGCGCGUUUCUGUUCGUUAAAAAGCCGCGAUGUCGUUCGUGAAGUAUUUGCGGAACGUCGGCAAAUGUCAGACGGCUCGUUGACGUGCGCGUCUUCGCGGAGGACUGUUUCCGUUUGUCAAACCGUCGUCAGCGCCGUCGCCGUCGCCGGACCGACUUUCCUAACCUAUCAUCGCGUGGAGUCCUUGGUCUUGUGUACGACCGAGAGGUAGUGAUCUUUCGCGCAGACAGCUCCUCGGGCCUCUCUUUUGUUUCCGUCAUAGCCGUGAAGUUGCUGCUAAAACAAUCUCGCGACCGUUGAGUUGGCGCCGCGAAGAUCAUUGUUGUUAGGUUAUUCAGAGACAGCGAUCAUGUUGAUCUAACCCUCGUCACUUUUUCUUCGUUAUCUGUUUCUUCUCGCGCUUUGGUGAGCUGUUAAAUAAAUUAGUGGCAUCGUAGUCUCAGCCUUAGUUUCACUGACGACAAUCUGUGCCUGAAGUGUGAUAGUCUGCAUAACUUUGUCAACCUGCUGUGUCAACUAGUGUUGUGUCAAGCUCCAAUUGCAGCGUAAGGAUGUCCUUGGUUUGCGUCGUCCUUGUGUGAUAUCGUCAAACAGCAGCGAACUAUGCCAACAAGAAAUGAUUUGCUGUCAGACGACCUGCAUAUAAAACGUUUCAAGAUUAAUAUGGGCGUGGUACGCCCAAGCGGCUUAAUAUUUACAUAAAUGGCGAAGCUUUAAAAAAAUUUGCAAGAGCGCUUCGCAGCUAACCAGCGCCCUCUGAUUCCGCUGAGCACGUUUGCCGUGCUGUGACAAUAGAACCCUUCUUUGAAAUCCCAGCAGUUCUUCUUUUAUUUAUACGCACUCGGACAGAGGCAGAUGUUUCCUGACUGGUUCGUCGGAUGAAAGACGGUUGAACAGAGACUCGUGUACGUUAGUUUCUUCGUGGCCUUCGACGAAUGUACAAUGUCAAACAAUCCAGCUCCCAGUGAAAAUAAAAAAUCCUCGCGACAUAAAUAUAAAUGGACUAGAUAUUAUAGGAGGAAAUACCCUAAAUUUAGGGGUGUUCAGUUUCAAAAAUUGUGUGACAAGGGAUCUCAUUCUACAUCAUCGAAGAGAAUAAAAUUGGACGACGACGGAGACAUCGAAUUCGAUGAGACGCGCGGCUAUCGAUUUGUAGAUUUUAUUAACGUUUUCUCGGCGCUGUCACAAUUUUUAAUUUGUAAAGACUGUCAGAAAGAUGUGAAGUUCGAAGAAAGAACUAUGAAGGGACUUGGAUUCCAGUUGGUGGUAAUUUGUGAGUGUACGUCGAGGUUCGUUAACUCGUGUCCGAUAGUAAACAAUACUUACGAAAUCAAUCGAAGGUUUGUAUUCGUGAUGCGGCUGUUAGGCGUUGGUAAACACGGAAUUAAUCUUUUUUGCGGGUUCAUGGAUCUAUGUCAAAGAUUUUCAACGACUAUAUAUUGUUCGUCGUUGUAUCAUAUAGAAAAUGCGUCGAAAUAUGUGUACGAGGAAGUUUUGAAGAAAGCUGUCGAGGAAGAGAAGAAAUUGACUGCAGAAAAGUACGGGACGGAAAAUGCUACGAGACUGACGGUAUCUGGCGAUGAUACAUGCAAGAAACGAGGGUUUUCAUUUCGCUUUAGCAUGACUACUCUUAUCGGCAACUUAUCUAAUAAAGUCAUUGAUCUUGUGCUCAAGUCGAGCUUUUGCCAGUCUUGCAAUGAUCACAAAAGUAAGAAAGGAACUCAGGAGUACAAUAUUUGGUAUGACAGCCACGAAGAAGAGUGCGCGAAUAAUUGUAAAGGAAAUAGACGGAUGAAGAUCGAUGCCUUGAAAGAAAUGUUUGGACGAUCAGUCGAGCAGCAUGGGAUUAAGUACGUUUCAUACAUCGGCGAUGAUGAAGGAUACAAAGCGAUCGUUGAGUUCAAUCCUUACGGCGACGAUGAGCUCGUGAUAAAGAAAGAAUGUGUCGUAUACUUACAAAAGGUAAUGGCUGUAAAAUUACGCAAAAUCAAAAAGAACAAGAACCUCAGUGGCGAAGGAGUCGGUAAGCUUACAGAUGACGUUAUCAAAGAACUUAUAAUGUAUUAUAAUUUAGCCGUUCGGAGGAAUACCGAUUCUUUGGAGAAUAUGAAGAGAGCUAUUUGGGCCAGAUUUUAUCACCGAAGUUCCACCAAUGAGAGGCCACAUCAUGAAUUUUGUCCCAAAGGUCUUGACAGUUGGUGUAAAUGGCGUCAUGCUGAGGCAAAUGGCACUACAGCCGAAUUUUACCACGAACCUCCUUUGGACAAGAACGUAUUGAGAGCAAUCAAGCCAGUUUACGAGAGCUUAUCAGCUUCAUCUCUGUUGGAACGUUGUUUAGGAGAUUUUAAUCAGCACAGUAAUAAAAGUUUCAACUCAACGUUCUGGAAGAUAGCGCCGAAGGACUUGUACUCGGAGCCACAAAUUAUCACUAUCGCGUCUUAUCUGGCCACGAUUGUUUUCAAUGAAGGAUGUUUCCCUUUAGUGACGGUCCUCAAACUUAUGGGGGUGAAAGUUGGUCUAUAUGCGAAAGUUUGUUGUGAAUAUAGUAAUGGAGAACGCAUUGAAGCUGCAGGGAGUUCAUCGGCCACGUGCGAAGAAAAUUUAUCCGACAGACAAUUGCAAUCCGCCGAGAAAGACGAGGAUUUGGAGGAAUCAUUACAUGGUUCUGAGACAUCUGAUUAGGAUCAG
Molecule: messenger RNA, 2886 nt
Organism: Odontomachus brunneus
Lineage: Eukaryota; Metazoa; Arthropoda; Insecta; Hymenoptera; Formicidae
Gene: rdx
Product: protein roadkill
Exons: 4
Coding region: 1141-2880 (579 amino acids)
Biological process (GO): regulation of proteolysis; proteasome-mediated ubiquitin-dependent protein catabolic process
Cellular component (GO): nucleus; cytoplasm
Molecular function (GO): ubiquitin protein ligase binding
Source: RefSeq, a predicted model, not a curated record